Podospora bellae-mahoneyi is the source of this 1444-nucleotide messenger RNA. RefSeq lists its product as uncharacterized. Gene Ontology annotation, molecular function: phosphatidylinositol binding. Bases 122 to 1444 code for a protein of 440 amino acids. Gene Ontology annotation, cellular component: late endosome; early endosome; extrinsic component of endosome membrane. Lineage: Eukaryota; Fungi; Ascomycota; Sordariomycetes; Sordariales; Podosporaceae. Gene Ontology annotation, biological process: endosome to lysosome transport; early endosome to late endosome transport; protein targeting to lysosome. The transcript has 2 exons. The record is from RefSeq and is a predicted model, not a curated record.
CACAGCUUCAAGUCAACGACACCCACGCACCAUCACCAGUCCGACUUGGAACUUGAACAAGAGCUCUACUGGCCACCAGUCACCGAGUCGGCGAGAUGCCUGUAAGCAACCAUACUUCGACAUGACGACCGCAGCUGCCCAAGCUCCCAGCCGCGUCCAAACACCCAACCCACCACCACCGGGGCCGGUAACGCCUCGACCCAAGCCAUCGCGCACGUCGAGUCUACAGUCAGAGUCGGGGCCAACCUCCAAAACAGCUUCAGCUGAUGCGUCUCAGACGCCUGCCCAGUCAGGAGGAGCGGCAGCUCGACGAAGCGCCCGCCCGGCAUUUCCCACCACCGACCCCCUCUCAGACAAAGCCACCACUCUCCUGAUCCGCCGCAUCCUCUGCCCUCAGCAUAUCGAAAAGGCCAAGAGUGCGCCAGCACCGAUCGAGGAGCUCUUACCGCCGCUGACCAGUCGCAACGAUGUGGAUCUGCAGCUCUACGCCCUCAUCGCCAUCAUCCUGAGGGAGUACAUCCAGAACUGGUACAACAAGAUUACGCCCGAUGAGACAUUCGUUGCCGAGAUUGUUCAAAUCAUCGCACACAUCACAAGAGCCCUCGAGCAGCGGCUGCGGAAAGUGGACCUGGAGGGCCUUUUAUUCGACGAGAUUCCCGAUCUGCUCGAUAAGCACAUCACUGCCUACCGCAUAGCCCAUGAUCCCAUCACGCAGGCCCCCAUCAGGACAAAUGCUCGCGAGAUCUACCACUCGCUAUGUCCACUCCCCGCGCUGACACCCGUCCCCCGCCCAGAGGACCCUGAAAGCGUUGCCCAACAGGCCGAGAAUGAAGUAGCGUAUCGUCAACUGCUAGUUCACGCCGUCCUGGCCAUCCUGCUCCCCACCGAAGACCUCGAGAAUGGGUGCUUGACAGCUCUGGUUGGCCAAAUAUUUUCAGAGCUAAUCAUCGGGAACUCGGUCGCCAACAAACUAUCGGAGCCGUGGAUGAUAUUGGAGAUGAUCAUUAUUGCGACACGAACUUUGGGCAAGAGAAAAGCAAUCGAGGACGAGAAUCCUUCGGGGCGGCCGGGCAAGGGCUCCUCGGCUGGUCGCCGCGGCCUCUCUUCGGUGCAGGGCUUGUUUUGGAUGGUGGUGCACUGGUGCUUCCUCGCGACCUCAUUCAUCAGAUUGUCCUUUACGGUCCUCAUGACGACCCGUUCUCUGCCGCCUCGAAGCUCUCACAGCACGGCCCAGCGCAAGAAUGUGGUUCAACACGAGGUCGGACUGGAUUCUGGACCACUCAAAAUGCCCGUGUUGGCCUUCAGAUGCUGGUCGGCAAUAUCGAAUCUGAUCGAGAUGGAUGUGCGGAUGCCAUGGCUCUGCGGCGCAUUAUCGAUGGUGCAGUGGGUUACCAUGACGGGACCAGGACGAAUCGCGGCCGUAGAUGGCAAACUUGACAGGUAG